Molecule: messenger RNA, 2004 nt
Organism: Paramecium tetraurelia
Lineage: Eukaryota; Ciliophora; Oligohymenophorea; Peniculida; Parameciidae
Exons: 6
Source: RefSeq, a predicted model, not a curated record
AUGUCUCAUUCUGCCAAAGAAUACCUCCCCAUCGUCUUCGCUGAUCUCCAAAUCUCUACUAAAAACGACUAUUACAUCGAAGAGAAACUCCCCAUCCUCAAAUCACACCACCAUACAACAUCUCAACCCAAAUUGUCCAAAGUCACUACACCAUCCAAAUCCCAAUAGGAAAUAAUUAAUCAUCAGAAUGCCAUUAAAAAAAUAGUGUUCCCCAAUAUACUCCAAAGAACGAAACAAGAUAUCAAAAAAUAUCGAAAACAUCAACUCUCUUUGAUAAGUGAUGAAAUCUCAAACUCACAACCCAUUAUCGAAUUAGAACAUAAAAAAAUAAGCAAAACCAAUAGCUAAUCUCCACUUAAAUUGCAUUCUUAAUAACCAAGUUAUAUUAGCAAUUACCCAAUAAGAACAGAUCUUUCAUCUUUAAUAUUCGAUAAUAAUUUAGAAUCUUAAUCAAAUGAUUCCAUUGUCAAGUUUCGUAAACUAAGUCCAACUUUCAAUGAAACAUCAUGGUAAAAAGUAGACAAAGUCAACAGAAUCAAUUUAGCUCAUGAAGUCUAAAAAGAAAUACAUCAUUUGGAAAGAUUCAAUGCAUAUUGGAAACCAGAUAUGAUUAAUUAAUAUCUGCAGCUAAAAAUCGUGCAUUAAGGAGUGAACUAGAAAAGAGGAAACAAGAGAAUAUUUAUAUUAAUGUACCUUCCUCAUCAAACUCUUGUUUUAAAAAGUUCACAAGUUGAAGUAAAAAAUAGUCCUUUAUCAUUAUAACUAAAUACUUUGACAUACUUUGUUCCGCUUUACGAGAAGAUUAGUAAUUAGAGUGAACUAACAGAAAAUUACAAUAUUUGGUCAAAGCACUUUUUAGAUUUACUACAUUAUAAAUAACACAUCAACACAGUAAAAUUUUACUUUUUAGAUGGCAAAGAACUUUAAACAUUAAAUUAAAUACCUUCUUAUGAAAAGUUUAUAUAUUGCAACUUACAUGGAGAAUUUGAUCUUUGGAAUAGAGUUGGAUAAACUUUAAAUUUAGGAGGACAAUUUUAAUUAGAUAAGUAUGUCAAAUUGGCCACAAAAAUGGUAGAUCUAAGAUCGAAGGAUGAUAUUCUUAAAUUUUUUGGUAAAAGAGAUAAUUUUCUACCUUUUUAUUCGAUGGCUUAUAAUUAAGAAGAUGAAUGUGCAAAAUCUCCUAUUUUACAAUAAAUAGAAAUGAUUCAGCAAGAUGCAGAUGAUGAAUAAUUGAAUGAUGAAGUGAUUGAUUAAUCCAUCUUUCAAAUGAAUAAGAAUCAAUAGAAAGCAUACUUAAAAACAAUAAAGUAAUUUAUUCAAUAAAAUAAAACUAAAUACUCAUAAACACUGGCUAAUUAAGAAGCUGGCAUGAGGCAAAGAAAACAGAAUAUUAAAGAAAUUAGAAGAAAAUCAAUAGAAAUUAAAUUAAAAGGAUAAAAGUAAAUGUUGGAUCUUAAUGAGGAAACUCACAUAGAAAUGAAAUUACUACAUGAGGACACUUAGUCAAUUGAUGAAAUUAAGGAAGAUGCAGUGGAUAAAGUAGAUGUGUUUAAGAAUGCAAUAUAUAAAAAGUUACCAAAAAAAAUAGAAUUAACUAAUGAUCCAUUUUCAAGCUUCUCUUCGAAAGACAAUAAAAAAUUUAAAGAAAUUAUGAAGUUGAUUAAUAUUGAACAAAUAGUAUUGGAGAAAAAGUUGAAUAGAUAGGAUGUUAUGCAUUACCUAUCUUUAUUCAAGGCUCUAAUGGAUUCAGAUAAUCUAAAUUAUUUUACUACCAGCCAAUUAGAUUAUCCUUCCUUAUAUAUUUCCAGGGAACAACUAAAGAAAAGCUUGCCCUACAUAAUAUUGUAUAAAAAUCAGUUGAAUACUGGAAAAUUGAAUGAAAUAUAUGAGAGAUAAUAUAACUAUGUUGAAUUCUUGGAUUUCUUGGAUAUCUUUACUACUGAAUACAUAGUCUCAGAGAAGGAAUUGGAAAGAUUAAAAAAUUAGAAAUAAGAUGCAUAUUGA